Acanthaster planci (crown-of-thorns starfish) is the source of this 2502-nucleotide messenger RNA. RefSeq lists its product as uncharacterized. The record is from RefSeq and is a predicted model, not a curated record. Lineage: Eukaryota; Metazoa; Echinodermata; Asteroidea; Valvatida; Acanthasteridae.
AUGCGAUGACUCAUGUGCAGUAGAGUACAUGUACUCUAAGUACAAUAAACGCCGUCGCUCAUCGGCCCUGACAGCCAUUCUAUUCUACGACGCAGUUUAGAAAACGUGUGCUAAGAUGUCGAUCAACGAGCAAUCCUCAUCUACAUGUAGCAAUAGCUCAAAUUCGUCGGAUUCCGAGGAGUUAUGCGCGCUUUCUGGGCUGAAACUGGAUGGGGAAACUCCAGCAUGCAAGGCAGACCUGCCACCGGCAGCCGACGGGGCAGCCGGCGGCGUUUCGUCCGGAUCUCAGGCCGUCAACACCGCCACUGCUUCCCUCAGUCUGGCCGAAGGAUUGGACAAGCUCCUUCAGAAACAACGGAGUGAUUUGCUGUUUGAGCUGAGGAAAAUUCAGCAUGGCCACCGGCCAGUGACAAACACAGACCGGCGUGAAACACUGGAGGAGUUUUUCUCUGAUGCUCUCAACCAAUCAACUAGCGGGGGCCCCAGACAGCCCCAGGGCGGGGCAGAGGGCAGCGCUAGACGGCCGGCCAGCAGGCCCCAGAGCGUGCUAUCUGAGGUCCAGGGUCUGUCGGAGCGCCGCCCUGUGACAUCAGUCCUGGCCAGUGAGUCCUUCCGCCGCAACCUGGAGGAUGCCAUCCGGGGGUCGCUGGUGCGACAGGACCGCGAGUUGCAGCAGGCCAUCCGCCUGCGGGCGGCCGGAUUCGACGUGGGGAGCACGCGGGCGCCGACUGCGACAGUGGCAAACGCCGACCCAUUCCAGCAGCACAUGGAGAGUCUUAGCCAGCUGAGUCACUCCUCGUCAAGCUCUCAUCCAUCAGGCUUGGGCGAUUUGUCAGUCUUUUCGCCGCCGCCACCCCCAUCUCUUCCGCCUCUGGGCAGACCUGUGAUACCUCCACAGCCUCCCCAGAUGCAGCCCUUCCCUGCCCCCCAGUGGAGACCGCAACAGCCGCAGUGGCAGCCUCGGCCCUACCAACAACAGCCAUGGCAGCAGCAACAGCAGCAGCAGGCCUGGCAGCAACAGCAGCAGGCCUGGCAGCAGCAGCAACAGGUCUGGCAGCCAGUGGUGCAACCGCAACAACCCUGGCUCGUGCAAAACAGCACUGCACCAGAGCCGAGCAACAUGGUGGCUUACCUGCAGCACGUGCAGCGGGAAGACACCGUCUUUGAGAUCAGUGAGUUGGUUCAACGACAGGUGGUCUCGUCCAUGCUGAACAGCAACUUCAGGGGCACCCUGGAGAACACUAUGAUGGGUCGUCUGCAGCAGACGGAGGCCGACGGCCUGAGCGUGCAGAACUUCAUCCAGUCGCUGCAGCAGAGCCAGCCCCACAGGCGCAACGACUUCAGCCACCUGGGCAUUCAGGCUCCCACCAGACAGCAGUCGGCACCCGUUUCUGCCGCUGGCCCCACGACAUGGACUGGUUCUGAGAUGGACACCAUGCGUCGUCAGAUAGAAGAGAUGCAGACCAUGCUGCGACUGACCUUUGAACUCCAGCUGGACAUGCAGCGAUCCAUCAGACAGGAAGUGGCUGCUGCCCUCAGUGGCCAAACUCAGCCAGUUUCCAGCACCCAUGCCGUGGCUGCCCCAAUGCCACCCAGCCAGCCAGCUGGUGAGGGCCAGUGCAUCAUCUGCCUGGAGAAGUCGGUGGACGCCGUGCUGUACCAGUGCGGUCACAUGUGCUGCUGUUUGUCCUGUGGGCUGAGGCUGAGAGGCAUGGGGUCCCACUGCCCAAUGUGCCGGGCGCCGAUACGGGACGUGAUCCGAUGCUACAGGUGUCAGAGGGACUAAGAAAAGAGUGGGCAGCAGGAAUUUGUGCACUCUCACGACGAAUUGAUGUCUGGCAUCCUAUGUAUCUAUAUUUGCAAGAAAGUCUCCCCAAUAUGCAACGUUUUCUUUAAAUCAUUCAAUUUCCUCUUUGGUUUUUUACUGAUGCUGUUAUGCGUUUGAAAUACACUCUGCCCAGUGGUGUUGUAGAUCAAAAAUCAUGGCUGUGAUUUUGUGCCCAGUGUGCGCGAUGUACACUUGUUUGGUGUCUGUUAUUUAUCCCUGACAGAGUCAGUUUCAUCUUCACAAGUAAAGAGCCAAUAUCAGCUAGGGUUUGCGUCUUCUUCUGUAGUCCCGUACAACUUAAGUUCCCCAAACUUGAACUUGCUGUAGUGUGCUCAUUUACACAUCAGGGCAGUUCCAAGAUAUCUCUUGUAGAAUUCUGUGCUGUUUUGCGCUCCCUAGCCUGAAUGGCUGUUUACCGUUGAGUGUGUCUUUUUCGGUUAAAAUUUCUCUAGAUUGAUACAUUUUGAAGUUCAAUAUAGCCCCGAUGAUAUUUGCUUGACUGACAGUAUAGGUACUGAUGUUUUCAUGUACAUGUAUUUUAAGCAACAGCUUUAUAUUAAACACCAUAUAUUCAGAACUUAUACCUAGAUUUUACGAUUAAAUACUUCUAGAAUUCAAAGAGAGUGAUUGUUUCACAUCUUUGGGGGUCCAGAGGAUACUUUUAGGAUGGAAAG